Messenger RNA from Trichoplax adhaerens, 1923 nucleotides. RefSeq lists its product as uncharacterized. Gene Ontology annotation, cellular component: plasma membrane; axon. Gene Ontology annotation, molecular function: protein binding. Lineage: Eukaryota; Metazoa; Placozoa; Uniplacotomia; Trichoplacea; Trichoplacidae. The record is from RefSeq and is a predicted model, not a curated record. Gene Ontology annotation, biological process: cell-cell adhesion; axon guidance. The coding region runs from base 1 to 1923 and encodes 640 amino acids. The transcript is spliced from 11 exons.
AUGCAGGGAACCAUUAAAACUGUCAAUUUAACUUCGAUUGUUAGACCAGUUGGCGGGAGUCUAAGUUAUGAGUGCAAAGUUAUUGGCCAACCAAAGACUAAAUUACAGUGGUUGCACAAUGGAAAUCCUAUGCAAUAUAAUUAUCCAUCUUCUAGGCAUCAAUUAACACGGAAGACUACGAGUACUGGCAGCAAUGAUAACGAAGUAAUUAGCUUUAGAAUGAAUCAAAUUGAAGGUAAAGAUAGAGGAUAUUACCAGAUUGGUGCAACAAAUGAGGCUGGGAGCUCUUUAUCUAUGCCCUUUAUGCUGACCGUUGAAGAAUAUCCUGUUCCUAAUCCUCCGCAGAAUUUAAGAAGUGUUAGUGUUACGGCCUAUACUGUCACCCUUGCUUGGAAUGCUUCACCGUCUAAUUUGAAUCCUGAAAUAUAUUAUACGAUCGACUUUUGGCCAGUUGAUAACCCAGCCCUCAUAUAUAGUCAGACUACCUCCCGCUCUGAAGAAAGCGUAGCCAUUAAGAAAGAUCUGAAGCCGUGGCGAAAGUAUACGUUUGUUGUAAAAGCAUGGAAUUAUCGUACGGCGAGUCAACCUUCAAACAAAUUAAUCGUAAAAACAGCGGAAGAUGCACCGACAGCAUCACCACGAACACUAAAAUUAUCAUUGGUUUCAUUGUCAAUCUUAGUGAAGUGGGAAAGAGUUGAUCCACUGUAUGAAAAUGGAAAAAUUACUAGAUACUAUAUCAGUUGCACCGACAUAGGGACUGGAACUAACAAUGUCUACGAUACCCCCAGCUACUUAAAAAAUUUUAAAAUUCCAGACGUUCUACCGGAUUCGCUAUAUUCAAUCAAAGUUGCCGCUGCAACGUCAGUUGGUUUAGGACCAUUUUCAAGGACAGAACAAAUUAAAACUAGUUCAGAAGAUAUCCGUAAUACGUUCGCUUCCGUUAAUUUGAAAAUCUUGUUUAUCAACGCAUCAACGAUAACUUUUACUUGGGACGUUGAGAAUGAAAGCAAACAGCACUUGAUAGGGUAUAGUGGCGAGUUACCGAGUAAAGCUUCGAAAUCAGUUAUAAUUCAAACAAAACAAGACGCUCCCGAAUCACCACCGAUCAUUGAUUCAGUGAAAGAAUUAUCGUCAGGAAUGAUAUCUGUUACUUGGAAUGUUCCAAAACUAGCUAAUGGUAUUAUAACCUUGUAUAAGAUUAAGUACAAAAGCGAAAGCGAAACUAUUUGGAAUAAGGAGUCGACGAAACUGAAUCAUAUCGCUUUAAGGAAUAUCGCCCCGGAGGAAUUUUAUGAAUUCAGUAUAGCUGCUGUAACUACUGCUGGAGUAGGUCCCUAUAGCACAAUUAAGAUUUUUUUGAAUAAGACAGAAGUGCCGUCAUUCGGUCUAAUUGUAACUCGCCCAGUAUCCACCGCCAGCUCAGAAGCAGUCACCAAGAAAAAUAUAUUUCAGGAAUCCUUAGUAAUCGUCGGUAUUGUAUGUGGUGGAAUAUGUGGAAUAAUUUUAUUGGUUAUCAUCACCUUAUGUACGAUUCAAAGGUUUAAGUGUGUUGAAUUGCCGGUCAAAAAAGUUACCAACAUAGAAUCAGUUACAAUAAAGAAACAUGAUGGUAUAACUGCGAAUUCUCAAAAUUUUCAAUCUCGAUACCCUACUGCGAAAGUUAAUAAAUUACAGAGAUGUAAAUCAGAAGGGAUUAAUAGUUUACAGUCUGGUAAUCGUUCCGAACCUUUGAAAGAUAGCCAAUGUAAAGAAAGCGAAAGAACGGAAAAAAAAGAGACAACUGCAGCCCUAAAAUCCGAUGAUCCUAAUAAAAGUAGUUCAGCUAUUGUCUUUUCUGUAAUUAAAACAACCAUCUGCAUCACCAAAUACGGUGUGGUGGUGAGAUCUUAUAGUCAUGGAGCAUUUAAAGCCCGAAGGAUCUAA